Paramuricea clavata is the source of this 3674-nucleotide messenger RNA. NCBI's taxonomy places the organism in Eukaryota, Metazoa, Cnidaria, Anthozoa, Malacalcyonacea, Plexauridae. The record is from the annotation of a GenBank genome assembly.
AUGGACACACAAACAGCAAUGCCAGCUUCUGCUGAUCUGGUGAGUGCGUUAAAACGUAAUUCAUGUAUUAUAUAGCCUAUAGGUAGUAUUUUAAAGCAGUUUGAUUAGUUAAGGCAUCUCGCCAAUACGUAAAGCAAUAAAUUAAGUACGAAACUAACUCUAUUUAUACUGGAUAGUUCUAUUAGUUCUAAUCUGUUCUUCGUAGAGGUCCAGUAAGGAUCAUCUCUUGUUGAUCCAGUGUUACUACAGGAGGAAACCUAAACUAAACUACCUUUAUUUAUUUAUUCUGGAUAGCUUUAUCAGUUCUACUCUGUUCUUCCUAUAGAAGUUCAGUAAGGAUCAUCUCUUAUUGAUCCAGUGUUACUACAAGAGGAAACCUAAAUUAAACUAAGUUUAUUUAUACUGGAUACUCUAUCAGUUCUAAACUGUUCUUCCUAGACGUCCAGCAAGGAUCAUCUCUUAUCGAUCCAGUGUUGCUACAGGAGGAAACCUAAAUUAAACUAACUUUACUUACACUGGAUAGCUCUAUCAGUUCUAAACUGUUCUCUCUAGAGGUCCAGUAAUACCCUAGCAAAUCUUCUUGGUAAAUUAAAAUAAGCUAAAAUAGUCAAAUCAAUUGUAACGUAACGUUAAACACUGUUUUAGGUUUCAAUUGGUCUACCAUGGCGUCGGGAGAGUAGCCAGGAAUCAGAAUGUAGUAUUUGCAAACUAGAAAACGGACACUGCUCAACUAACGCCGAACCCUGUAAUAUACCUUUACAUAAAGUAACUAGACACAAUGCCACUGGCCAAGAGGAAAGCGUAUUCAGUAGAAGAUUACAUGAAGAAACUGGACAAAAUGCGGCUGAUCAAGAGGAACGCGUGUUCACCGGUAGACUGACUUUGACUAUGGAGUACAACGCUUCUAAUCAAUUCUUGGUUUUGAAACAAGUUACUGCAGAAGAUUUGUUUCCAUGGGAUUAUAGUAGUAUGUCAAAGACAUUUGUGACAAUAGAGUCCCAAGUAGGGAUAACACACGAUAAACAGAACAGUGAGGUACAAAUAGGGGUACAUAGGGUAUCUUAUGAACAUAACUUUGAGUUUAAUGUGUGCGACACUGACCUUGACCAGACUCAGUUUGUCCUGACCGUGCUGCAGCACGAGGAAUCAGGUGACGAGAAUUUGAUUGGAGAAUGUAUGGUCGCCAUGGAGACGGUAAAGAUCACGUCAGCUCCUGGCCAGAGUCUUGAAGUAUCUGAGAAAUUAUUCAAACAAUUGGUGAGUGGAAAAUUUAGUAAAACUGAUAAAGUUAGUUUAGUUUAGGUUUCCUCCUGUGGUCUCACUGGAUCAAUAAGAGAUGACCCUUACUGGACCUCUAGGAAGAACAGUUUAGAACUGAUAGAGCUAUCCAGUAUAAAUAAAGUUAGUUUAGUUUAAGUUUCCUCCUGUAGUAACACUGGAUCAAUAAGAGAUGAUCCUUACUGGACCUCUAGGAAAAACAGUUUAGAACUGAUUGAGCUAUCCAGUAUAAACUAUAAAUAAAGUUAGUUUAAUUUAGGUUUUCUUCUGUACGUAGUAACACUGAAUGAAUAAGAAAUUAUCCUUACUGGACCUCCAGGGAGAACAGUUUAUAACAGACAGAGCUAUCCGGUAUAAAUAAAGUUAGUUUAGGUUUCCUCCUGUAGUAGCAAUAGGGAAUGAUGACAUUUACUGGACCUGUGAUGGGAGAAGAGUUCGGGACUGAUAGAGAUACAUCCAGUAUAAACAAAGUCAGUUCAUAUAAGUAAACUGUAUAAACCAACGAAUUCAUAUGUCAUAUGCACAAACUCUUUAGCCGUUCCAGACAUACUCUAUAUUUAAGCCUUUCAACGUAUAAACCCUGGGUACAUAAACAACAUCGAAAUAAAAUACCUCACUUGUGGUUAGAUCUCGGUAGCUGAGUUGGUUAGAGCGCUGCACCGGAAUCGCAGGCAGUGGCGGAAAUUCAAUUUUUCUGGUGGGGGGGGGGGGGGAAAGCCUCCUAAAUUUCCGACAAAACUUUGAAAUUUCCGACGUAUCCACCAUUUGCACUCGAAAAGACUGUUUUAGCCCUCUUUUAGAUCAAAAUUUCCGAAAAUUCGUCAAUUUCCCGGAAGGUGGAGGGGGCGGCCGCCCCCCCCCCUUCCCCCCACCAAGAUUUCCGCCACUGUCAAUAAUAAUAACGUGAUAACAAAAACAAAAAAGAUUGGAUAAGAGAAUAAUAUCGCAUUUGAUGCCUCAAUCUUGCUAAAUGUUUUCACAUGUCAUUUCAUUCUAACUGACACAUAAACUCUGCUGAAUUUUGACAACCAUCUCCAGGCUUGUAACUAAAAUGUCACUUAUUCAUUAACGUACGUUUAUAUCAAACGAGAUCGUAUUAAGAAAUCCACGUUGAUCACAAUCUAACGAUUCAUACAAUUGUGAAUUCAUAGAUACGAGCAAGUAAAAAUAGCAUUCUUUUGUCGUAUGUGUGACUCUAUCGGGUGGUAAUAUGUCUCGCACGUGAUUGUAAGGCCACUCCAAAUUAACUUUAGUUUCCCGUCCUCCGCCCGCGUCUCUUAGAACUGGCCGCAUGAUUUGUCCAUUAUUGCUAACUUGUUUCCAUUAUUUGACUUUUGUGACAAACAAUUACGAAAAACCACCGUUUUCAAAUAAUCUAUCGUUCAAGAAAUACAUAUUUAUGAUACAACACGUAAAAAUCGAAAUAAAAUUCUUUAAACUUUUAUCAAAGACCGUGAAUUUUUUCCCGCUUUCACUACGAACUGCUGAGCGUCAAUAGAACUUUGAACGUUAAAACCGAUAAGGUUGAUAUCCUGGCUUUCAUUUCUGCAUAGAAAAACUCUAAAACAUUGCGUAGAAACGUGACUGAAUGGAUGUUGAAAACGAGUAUCUAUUUCAUGAAAUAAUGGGCCGUGUUUCAUCUUUCAGACACCAUAAUAGUCCAUCACCUAGAAGCCGAAAAUUUGAGUCUAAUACUCAUCUUAGGGGAACAAACGAAACUGAUCGCAUAUGAAAGCUUAGCGUUUUAGCUUUCAAAAAAUGUCUUGGCGGACGUUCAGAACGGUAGCUUUCCUAUAGAAUUUCGACUUUGAAGUGACGUACUUCGAAGCAGUGAACGGCCGCCAUUUUGUCUCUCAGAGAAAAUCCCGCCUAAGAAUAUUCAGACAUAAACAACCCAAAAGGUGUUAAAUAAAGGUCUCACCUCAAAGAAUUGUAGCUGCAUGCUUUAUACAUCUUUUGAUUUACUUAGAACUCUUUAAUUGAUCAUUUCUUUAAGGUUUUCAGAUACUUUCUCACUCCCAUCAAGUAGCGAUUGUAGCGUAGUUUAAUAACUUUAAAGUCUCGUAGUUAUUGUCAACAAUUCCGAAUUGAUUUAAAACUUUGUAAUUAGAAGUGAACAAAUUAUACGGACCAUAUAUAAAACCUUGUCUUUUAAGCUUUCAAAAAUAUCUAAGCAGUUUGUCUGGGUGUUAAUAGCUUUCCAAAAGAAAUUCUACUUUCAACUGUGCAGCAAUUUUUGUCACGCAUUUGUCACACAGAGGAAAACCCGCAUAUUUAUUAGCAAUAUGGAACAAAACUCAAAACAAAAUAAUUUUGUAGUUAGUACACUGUAGAGUUUGUUAAUUAUGGAGGAUACCGAAAAACAUAAAAGUGUUUUUUUUAUUUUCUAGAUAUAG